AUGAAUAAAACGAAAAGGAUGAAGAAGAAUAUCAUCGUCACGAAAAGCGGAAUGGAAGAAGACGCGAUCGAUGCGUACAACAACGCCUCCCCGAUGCCACCAAACGUCGCUCCGGAAGAGUUUGAACGGUUUUACCAGCUGAUUUCGUGCGAAACCACGGAGGAAGUUAUCGCCAAAGCCGAAGAGUUUGGAGAACAAGGUGUACUCACCGAAGGCGUGGUCGCGGCGGCACACGCGAUGUUGGAAGAAUCGAAGAAAAGGAACGACGACGAACGAGUCAUCGCGAGUUUACAAGGCGUUCUGAGUUUUCUCGUGCAGUUGUAUCAAAAGUAUAACGCGCCGCCGACGUUAGGGGUGAUUGAUAACAUCAUAAGAGAGUGGCAAAUCAUGGCGGAAAAAGGCGAAACGACGGACGAAAAGAUGAAGGAAAUAGUUCAAACAGUCGCGAAGGAAGGAAACGUGGAGUUAGCGGAAUUAGCCGGCGCCGUGGAUGGGUUUAAAGCGAGCAUGGACGAACAAGACGUGCAAUUUGAGCAACAAGAGGAGGAAUUGAGAAGUCGACCGGAAGGGGUCACUCCGGAAGUGGACGAAGAGUUGACGCAGAUGCGAACGAUGCGAUUGGCCGCGAAGGAGCAGAUGGUUUUAGUUGGGAAGAUGGUCAAAGAGAUUAUGUAA
Messenger RNA from Bathycoccus prasinos, 675 nucleotides. RefSeq lists its product with no specific name. The coding region runs from base 1 to 675 and encodes 224 amino acids. NCBI's taxonomy places the organism in Eukaryota, Viridiplantae, Chlorophyta, Mamiellophyceae, Mamiellales, Bathycoccaceae. The record is from RefSeq and is a predicted model, not a curated record. The transcript has a single exon.